UCAAAAUGCGACGCCGGGGCGGUAGAGCCCCUUCAGGUACGGGAGCCCGAGCCGAAACCGGGGCCGGCGCUGGAGCCUCCCCUCGGGCCUGAGCCUCGGGGUCCGGCUUCCGGGUGUCGUUAAUGUUCGGGGCGGCCUGGAGCCAACCGAUCGGAGCUCGAGCCACGGCGAACCGCUGGCAUUUUAGUAGAACUAUGGAGGAACUGGUUCAUGAUCUUGUCUCAGCCCUAGAGGAGAGUUCAGAACAAGCCAGAGGAGGAUUUGCAGACCCAGGGGAUCACUCUCGAAGUAUGCCUUGUCCACUGAAACGCCAGGCAAGGAAAAGGAGAGGGAGAAAACGGCGGUCAUAUAAUGCUCAUCCUCCUUGGGAAACAGGCCACUGUUUAAGUGAAGGUUCGGAUUCCAGUUUAGAGGAACCAAGCAAAGACUACAGAGAGAACCAUAAUAAUAAGAAGAAAGAUCACAGUGACUCUGAUGACCACAUGCUAGUAGCAAAGCGGAGACCAUCAUCCAGCCUAAAUAAUGUUAGAGGUAAACGACCCUUGUGGCACGAGUCAGAUCUUGCUGUAGAUAAUUUGGGUAACAGAACUCUCCGUAGAAGAAGAAAGGUGAAGCGCAUGGCAAUAGAUCCACAACCUGAAAUCUCUAACCCAUUGACACUGACCCAACAGCAUGAAAAUAGAGACCAAGAAAUGGACAAUGACUGUAGAUCUUACCAACACCAGGAGUUCAGUAAAAACAAAGUUAAAAAAAGAAAAUUAAAAAUGACUAGACAGGGAUUGAAAAUCCAAGACGAUGGAGUGGUUUGGGAAAAUGAAGAAUUGGUUCAAGUCAAGGAUAAAAUGGAAUAUGAAGAACAAAAAGGCUCAGAUGAGAUCAUGAGUGAAAGUGACUCCAGCAGCCUCAGCAGCACUGAUGCUGGUUUGUUUACCAAUGAUGAGGGAAGACAAGGUGAUGAUGAGCAGAGUGACUGGUUCUAUGAAAAGGAAUCAGGCGGGGCAUGUGGCAUCGCAGGAGUCAUUCCCUGGUGGCAGUCAGAAGAGUCUACGGAACUAGGAAAAGAAUUACCAGAUCCUGUCUUUCAGAGUAUCUUAAGUGGCUCUUUUCCUCUUAUGUCACCUUCAGGCAGAAGAGGUUUCCAGGCUAGACUCAAUCAUCUACAUGGAAUGCCCUCAAAGAACAUCAAAAAAUCUGGAGGAAAUUCUACUACAAUGGCUGCAAAACUGGACCAGUGAGAUUCCCCUAUAAACCAAAUCUUCUAAUGCUAAUUAAUUAGUUACCGUUUUGAACAUCUGGGGAAUGACAUCUGAGGGAACCUGGCUCCUGUCCUCUUCCCUGGAGAUAUACUAUUGAAGUCAGAGCCUGUCUGGUGGAAAGAUGAGAAUGUUUUUGCUCAAGGACUGGUAUUCUUUACUUUUUUAGUAAGAAAUGAACCAGAUUGAGGGGUUUUUUUUAGUAAUAUAGGUUGGACAUGAGAGGAGGCAGACCAGCAUAAAUGACUUUAUGCCUUUUUUUAUUCCAUAUUUCUUUUAAGAUUGAAAUUUUGUAUUACUUUCUUUGCCAAAAUCUUUCCUAGAGUUAGGAAAUUUAGAAUUCAUCACUGAUCCAAGAAAUCCUUCAUGUUUUAUGUUAUGCCUAGUAAAGAGUAAUCUGUGCAUAUUUGAAUUGUUCUAAGUGAAAUGUGACUAAGUAGUACAUUGGCAUUUAUGGUUCCAUAUUAGGUGAAGGAUUUUAACCAGCAUCGUUCAAAACAUCUGAGUUCUCAGGGUACUUUCAAUGAGUGUAGAAGAGUAGUAGAUAAGAAUGCUCUCUUUUUUAUAUAAAGUUCACUUUUUAUACAAAAUGUGCAUCCUAUUUGAAUAAUUGGCUUUUUACUUCUGUAUUUAUUGAAAAAAAUUGUAAAUUAUAGUAUUGCUAUAUUGUAUUUUUGAAGUAGUCCCAGUUCUCUUUUUGCCAGGGAGUUGUCUUGAUGCACCACUAAAGAUCAUUGAGUGUAGUUUAGAAACCACUAGCCUGGGGAAUAUUUAACAUAGCCUGGAGCUAUCAGUUUUAUUUUUUUAUCUAAAAAUUGAUUUGAAAGCUGCUAUUUUUUUUUAAAAAAUGCAAAUACAAAGAGAUUUUUUGGGUUUAGAUAAAAAUGAGAACUACUCAUCAAAUAUCCAUAGAUCUGCAGAAAAUGUUGACUGGAGCAAUCUGAAAUUAAUUAGUUUACAUAAUGGUAAACUAAUAUUCACCAAGUUAAAAAAAAGUUUGUUGGACUCUGUAACCUUUAUAUUUUGUCCAGCAUAUGGCAGCUUGCAUAAUUAUAGUUAUAAUUGCGUCAAGGUGAUUAAAUUUAUUAAGUGCCAACAAUUUAUGAUAAUCAUUUCUUUGAUAUAUAUUUUUAUAUUACUUUAUAGCUGAAUUGUUGUAAUCCAGAAAUUAAGAUCAAUUUGAAAUAUUAAUUGAAAAGAAAUUUAGGUUGAAAUUGCCUUUACCUUACCUUUAUAUUACAAGGAGAAAUUUUUAACACAUACAGUAUUUCAGAAUGUUUAACAAUCAGUCUCCUUUCUUAUUGCUUAUGGAAGCUGAGUAUGGUUGAAUCACAAAUGUAAAGCUUCUCCUGCAACUGAAUAUUUUUGCUUUUGCUUAUUUAAGUUGGAUGCUGAUAUUUUAAAGGUAAUAUAGGUAUUUAAAGGUAAAGUAAUGUGGUUUUGAUAAUUGCAACCUAUUUUGUGUAGACCAUUAUGUGUUAUAGACUGGAAAUUCAGAUGAUUACUUUUGAAUUAUAUAUAUAAAAAAAGAAAUUUUUGUGUAAUGGCUGCCUUUCAGAUCUGAAUAAGACACUUUAAAACCUUGACCUAUGAACUUUGCCUUACUGAUCAUGAAUCGAGAUGAAUGCUAUCUAGUUCUUGGUGCAGUUCUACCUAUUUUUAUUUUUGGUUCACUGCUUGCUUGAGCAUAGCUGGGAUUUGUAGCCCAUUUUCUAGGCUUAUUGCAAUCUCACUCUGGUAUUUUAUAGGAGCUAUUACAACUGAUAGGUUAGCUUCAUGGUAUUGAUGAUACAUGGCUUAACUAUACUAAAAGCUGCCUUCCCCCUCUAAAUUGUAAAAAGGUGAUUAAGUUUCAGUUGAUGGAGAUAUACUGUAUAUAUGUGUUUAUAACGGGACUAGUGCAUUAGGUCAUAAACCGUUUCCCUGGCCUAUUUUUUUGUAUUCAAAAUUUAGCUGUAGACAGUGGCUCUUUCUUUUGCUUUUUACCUCUUCUCUUAUUUGUAGGACAUCCUUUUAGGGGUUUUAAAUGAUGUAACUUUAUUUUUAAUAAAAUAUUUAGUUUGGACAGGAAAGCUGUGAGUUCAGAUUUGUGAAAGUAUAUUAAUAAUAUUAAUUAUUGCAUAAUAUUUCUCUCACAAUCUUUAUCAUUUAAAAACUCAAGUAUUUGAAAAGUGAAGGCAUGUAAUAUGACAUUUCUAAAUAAAACUAAACAUAAGUAGCACAGACUCAUUGAACAGAAUGGUACCUGAUUCUGUUCAAUCAGUGAUUGAAUAGGCUAGGUGAGGAUUUUAUAAGAGCGGUAAAUUAUCAUAUUAAUAUAAAGCCAGGGUUCUUAACCUGUGGUCCAAUUUCAGGGGACCUGUGAAUUUGGGUGGGAAAAAAUUACAUCUUUACUUUUCACUAACUUUUGAUUUGCUUUAUAAUCCUAUUUAUCUUUAUGCACUUAAAAUCAUUAUUCUAAGAUAUCUUUAGGCUUCACCAAGCUGAAACAGGGGUCUAUGACACAAAAAAGGUUAAUAACUCCUAAUGUAAAGUAAAAAUAUUUGAGCAUUGUUCAAUAAAGUGGUAAUGGGAAUUUUGUAGCUAAAGUAAAUAAAUUUACUUAUGAUAGCUACCAUUUAUAUAGUGCUUAAAGUUUUCAAAGUACUAUUAUGUACUAAGCUCUGGUCAUUUUUGUUUACUUGGGCAAGCUUCACCCAUAUUUCAGUUGAAUCUUAUCUUUAUUACAGACUGUGUAGACUUAUUUUGAUAAAUGUCAGAUUGAAACUCUAUGCACUGGUUAUCACAAUACAACUUGUAUUUUAUACCCGACUCUUCUUAGAAACUUUUAUUUCUGUUUUUGUCAAUUAUGAAGUUGUUCAUUUGAAAUACCAUCCAUACUGUCAUAGUGAUUUUCCUCUAGAUAGAUCUGAGUUUUAUAACAUAAUGUAAAAAAAUAAAACAUGUAAGUAAGAUGGGAGCCAUGAGUGUUAUAGAAUAAGUACUGUUCUUAUUACUUUAAAGGCUGAGUUAACAGGAACCCAAGGAAAUAUAUACCUCAAAUCAUAUUUCUCCCUCUCUUCUUUCCACACCCAGUUUUUAGAGGGGAGGGGAAGGGACGGGAAUGGAAUAAACAUUUAUAUAGUACCCACUUUUUGUAAGGCACUAUCUGUGCUGAGGGACUUAUAAAUAUUAUCCUCAGAAAUAUAUCCUCAAAUAUCCUCGAUUUAUAAAUAGAAUCCUUAAUAACUACUGACCCUCACAGCAAUAUUUUGAAGGUAGAUGCUAUUAUUAUCCCCAUUUUACAGUUGAAGAAACAGAAGCAGAGUCAUACAGCUAGUAAAUAUGAGAGACUAGGUUUGAACUCGGUUUUUCUUGACUCCAGGCCCACCACUUUAUCCACUGCACCAUCUAGCUGCCUUUAGAAGAGUUACAUAAGUGAAAACAAAACAAUAGAGAUUUAAGGAAGAAAAAAAAAGCAUUCAGGAGAAGUCCUGGAUUAGUUUGUAUUCAUCCUCCUAUACAGUCUACAUGAUGUUUCAUAUAUUGUUUAAAAUGAACAUUUAGUAAGAAUUUUCUUAAUCAUAAUAGAUUCCACUUGUGUGCAGCAAUUUAAACUUUCACUAAAGCAAAACAGUAAUUUUCAGCAAGUUAUGGGAAAGGAAGAUACAUUUUCAGUUAACUUUUGUUCUAAAUACUAAGCUAACCAGAACAAUGUAUUCUGAAAAAUUCUAUUUAAGAUUUUACCGUAGUUGAUAUAUUCUGUUGGUGAUAUCACAUAUAUCAAGCUCUGUUAGCACCUGGGACUGUACUUUUUGGACUGACUAAAGAAAGAAAUGAGGAUUGGAGGAAUAGUGAGUAGGUGAAUGUAUCAAAAACCAAAGAAGUUUUUGCUAAAAAAAAAAAAAAGUAGAUGUAUUCCUUCAAAGGAAUUCAUUAAACAGCAAGGUGGUAAGACCUGAAUUCUAAUCAACCUUAGGACACUUACUAGCUCUGUGACUUUGGGCAAGUCACUUAGCCUUUUCCUCCAUUUCCUCAUCAGUAAAAUGGGAAUAAUAAUCACAUCAACCUUAGAGAUUUGAGAGGAUAAAAAUGGGUUAAUAAUUGUAAAGCACUUUACAAAUCUUAAAGGGAAAUAUAAAUGCUAGCUACGUUUAUUAUCAUCAUCAAUAAGUCUGAUUCAUUAAAACUUUACAUUAUUGUAAAAUUUUAAAAGCAGAACCAAAAAAUAAAAAAAACCAAAACUAAUAUAGUCUACAGUCAUAUAGAAGUAAAAGUGAGUGAAAAUGAACAAACACAGAAUCCCGAUGGAGACAUAGAAGGAAUAGCCAAAAUACAUUUAUUUAAAUGUAUAUAGUUGUAAAAUAAGUUGAAUCGUUUUUGUUGAUCUUUAGUUUUGUUUGUUAUAAAUCAUUUCAAAAAAGGAAGUUUACAUUCUUUAAAAUGCUACUUUUAACACAUCAUGAGAUUAGGAAAUUGCCUCAUUUAUUAAGGUCAAUCGAGGUUUAUAGCUCUAGAUAAGGACAUUAGAGAAUGUGUAGUAUAAACCUCUAAUUUUUCAGGUGAGGAAACGGUCUAACAGGUGAAGUGACUUGUUCAAGGGUACACAGCUGAUAAGUGGCAGAACCAGAAUCUGUGCCCAGGUCCUCAAACUUCAAGUCCAGCACUAUUUACCUUCCACUGUGCUGAAUUAUAGGACAACUAAAGGAGGUUUUAGUUUUUAAAUUAUAUGGUAGGCAACUCAAGUUUAAAAGAUUACAUAAAUAUUAUUUUGUGUAAUUAAAAUGAGAAUACUUAAAGGAAUAUUUCAAAGAAAACAAAUUUCAUUAUUGUGAUUUUGUUUUUUGCAAUUUGAAAUAUUUAUCAAAUUAAAAUGCUUACAAAUAUUUGAUUCUAAGUGAGAAUGUUUAAUUUAAAAACUGUCAUGGUAUAUAAGAAACCAAACAAAUCUCAUUGAUUGAUGAUCUAAUAAGAAUAAUAAUUUAUUAAGCACCUAAUAUAUGCCAGAUGCUGUGUUAAAUGCUUUCCAGUUACCUCUCAAUCAGACCUCACAACAAUCUUGGGAGGUAGGUGCUAUUAUUUUCCCUAUUUUACAGAUGAGGAAACUAAAACAAACAGAGUUAACAGUUAAGUGACUUGCCUAAAGUUACACAGCUACUAGGUGUCUGAGGUGGUAUUUGAACUCAGGACUUCUUGACAUCAGGCCUGGGACUGUAUUCACUGCAACACUUAGCUUCCCACCUGUACUUGAUCCAUAUCUCAUUAGAUUUCACAAUCUGUUGUCCAAGUCACUAACUGAUAAAUGAAAGUAUGUAUUGGGUAUUUCCAUUAGGAUUUAGAUCUUAACAUGGCAUGGUAUUCAUAAAAAAGUUUUUUUAUUUGUGUGUGUUUCUGAUAUUUAUCACAAAAUCUCAUUUUCAACCUUUCUUUUAUAUGGUUGCUUCCAAUAUAGUUGGAAAGUGAUAUUUAGACUGAAUCAUAGCUGUUUAUAGAAUGACAAUUUAAAGUGGUUGCUGUUUUAACUAAAUGGACCAUAUAAGCCUUCCUUUUAAUUUAUUUAAUAGACCCAUGACCUCAUCAGUGUGGGUAUCCUCUCCACUUUUGUGGAGAGAAUAUGUACAAUAUUUACGAUAUCUACAACUUUUCAUCCUGUUUGCUUCUUCUUUUAUGUCCUUCCAUAAACUCUCCAAUAGAAAAUCAACCAACUAUAUUGGAAACCUUCCAGUUCUUUAAAAAAAAAUUUUUUUUUGAUACUAAUCUCAAGUCUGUUGUCCUGUGAACUUGAUAAAUGGCUAGGCCACAUCUUUUUUUUGGUCAUAUGUAUCAUUAAUGGUAUUUUUAUGAUAUUAUUGGUAAUGAAUGUACUAUGGCCUAUU
Molecule: messenger RNA, 7108 nt
Organism: Dromiciops gliroides (monito del monte)
Lineage: Eukaryota; Metazoa; Chordata; Mammalia; Microbiotheria; Microbiotheriidae
Gene: GPATCH2
Product: G-patch domain containing 2
Exons: 6
Coding region: 123-1235 (370 amino acids)
Molecular function (GO): nucleic acid binding
Source: RefSeq, a predicted model, not a curated record